Messenger RNA from Magnolia sinica, 1767 nucleotides. RefSeq names its product NPL4-like protein 2. Gene Ontology annotation, cellular component: nucleus. Gene Ontology annotation, biological process: ubiquitin-dependent protein catabolic process. The coding region runs from base 116 to 1381 and encodes 421 amino acids. Lineage: Eukaryota; Viridiplantae; Streptophyta; Magnoliopsida; Magnoliales; Magnoliaceae. The transcript is spliced from 2 exons. The record is from RefSeq and is a predicted model, not a curated record. Gene Ontology annotation, molecular function: ubiquitin binding; ubiquitin protein ligase binding.
AUUCCUUCUUCGCCUCCCUAUAAAUUCUUUUCGAAAUCAAAUCCGCACUUUAAAUCUUCAAUCCGUCCCAGCGCAUCGAAACUCAAAAAUUCCAAACCGUCUCUGUUUUUCAGCAAUGGCGAUGAUCCGAAUCCGCAGUCGCGAUGGACUGGAGCGCGUCCGUCUCCCUAACCCUCCGUCCUCUACCACCAUCUCCGACCUGAAAUCCCUCAUCGAGUCCCAGCUGCACGUGCCCGUCACGUGCCAGACUCUCUCCCUGAACCAGAACCUUCUAAUUGCAAAAAUCCCCUCCGACCUCCAAACCCUCUCCCUCGACUCCUCGGUAGGUCCCACCACCCCCCUCUCCUCCCUCAACCUCUCCAACGGCUCAAUCGUCUACCUCUCCUACCCGCCUGACAUCGACCGCUCCGUCCCGGCACCCGCCGCCUUCUCCCCUGCCAAUUCCUUCGGCCGCAACAAGAUGACGAUCGAUGAUCUCAUUGCCCGUCAGAUGCGCGUCACCCGCCAGGAGUCUCCGCACUGCGAUUCGGUCUCGUUCGACCGUGAUGCGGCCCACGCCUUCCAGCACUACGUCAACGACUCCCUCGCCUUCGCCGUCAAGCGGGCAGGGUUCAUGUACGGCCGCAUUGCCGACGGCGGGCGGGUUGAGGUGGAUUUCAUCUAUGAGCCCCCACAGCAGGGGACGGAGGAGCAGGCGUUGCUGCUGCGUGACCCAGAUGAGGAGGCGCUUGUCGAGGCCGUCGCACUCGGGCUCGGGAUGCGGCGGGUCGGGUUCAUAUUUAGCCAGGCAGUCGGGCAGGACAAGGGGGAUUAUACGAUGUCGGGUGCGGAGGUGCUGCAGGCAGCGGAGAUGCACGCUCAGAGUGGGGUCCAGGAGUGGGUCACUGCGGUGGUGAAGCUGGAGGUGAAUGAGGAUGGUGGGGCUGAUGUGCACUUCGAGGCGUUCCAGAUGAGCGACAUGUGCGUCAGGUUGUUCAAGGAAGGGUGGUUCGAGACAGAGGUGGGCGAGGAGGGCUUGGAUCCGAAGCUGUCACGAAUGAAGAAGGAUGUGGUUGUUGGGGGGAAGGACACGAGGGAAGUGGACAAUGAUUUCUUCUUGGUGGUUGUGAAGAUCUUGGAUCAUCAGGGCCCACUUUCAUCAACUUUCCCUAUUGAGAACAGGAUGACUUCAGUUUCGAUGAGGGCGCUGAAAAACCACCUGGACCGGACAAAGCACCUCCCGUUUGUAAAGCGCAUAUCUGAUUUUCACCUGCUACUUUUGCUCGCAAGGUUUUUAGAUGUCAAUGCAGAUGUGCCCGCGUUGGCAGAGUGUGUGCAAACGCAAAGCCCUGUCCCAGAAGGUUAUCAGCUCUUGAUUGAAUCCCUGGCCAGUGCAUCCUGAGAUCAUAGCCUUCAUGCCCCCUUUUUGGAGAACCAAUGCGAUUUCUCGUGUGGGUCAAAAUUGAAGAACUCAGGACAUGACCGACAUGAUCGGUCAUCAUGAGUCGAGAUCUUCAUCGCCUUUUGCCACCAUACAUGACAUUGGAUUGGCAACAUUUGGUGGCGAGUGAUUCCCGUAGGAGUCCGUUUGGAUAUUAGAAUAUUGGGUUUAUUUAAAAAUGUGUAGUGUUUAUACAAAAAUGCAGUAUGGUGUGAGGGAUUAAAAACAUUGAAUGGAUUCUAUGAUUUGGGUUCCUCAGCCAUUGUAGAAUCUUGCAAAUGCCCUUCCCCUAGUUUCACGCUGCUGUCAUAUGGGUUCAUAUGGAUAAUUUAUCAUUCCUUUCUGAA